This is a messenger RNA of Gossypium arboreum, 716 nucleotides long. RefSeq names its product putative RING-H2 finger protein ATL19. The coding region runs from base 73 to 615 and encodes 180 amino acids. The record is from RefSeq and is a predicted model, not a curated record. Gene Ontology annotation, biological process: protein ubiquitination. Lineage: Eukaryota; Viridiplantae; Streptophyta; Magnoliopsida; Malvales; Malvaceae. The transcript has a single exon.
GUCAAAGCUACAAGCUUUUGGUGUCUUUUAAGACAAUUUUCAAGCCAAAAAAAAGAAAAAAAACAGACAUUAAUGAGGAUGAUUACGCUAAGUUUCGCCGUCCAUUCAUUAAAUUUACCUCUUAUGAUAUCUUCUCUUACAGCCCUUGGCAUUGCUAUUGUCUUAUUAUCCUGCAUUGUUGGAGCCUGCAUCAUUGCUACCUCGUUCGUCUUCAUAUUCAUCUACGUCAUCUGCGAAUGUCUCAGUUGGCCGAUAUUCGAAAAGUUGUUUUCCGAUAUUCUAAGGAGAGGGAUUCAUCGAGUCCGGGCUGCGACUUACCGUGCCAUAAUCGUUAACUACGUGCAACCAUUGGAUAUGCUUGAAGGUUUCCCAGAGAGCAUAAAUGGGAGAUUGUUGUUGAGGCAACAGGCCUUGGACAAACUAUUGCCACCAAUGGCUUAUGGGGUGGAUAAACAUGCAUUGAAAUCGAGCGAGUGCCCGAUUUGCUUGGACGAUUAUGUGGUUGGUGAAUCGUGCAGGGUUUUCCCUGAUUGUAAACAUAUGUUUCAUUUGAGUUGCAUUGAUCAUUGGCUCAAGAAUCAUCUAACAUGCCCUGUUUGUCGGAAAUGCAUUUAAGAUGCAUAAAAACAUUACAUGUAAUGAUCAUUAAAAAGACAGAAACAAUUUAAAACCAUGAAUCAGUUUGAUGUUUCAAGUUGAUAUCUAUUUUCAAAGUU